This is a messenger RNA of Malurus melanocephalus (red-backed fairy wren), 1172 nucleotides long. RefSeq names its product valosin containing protein lysine methyltransferase (gene VCPKMT). The record is from RefSeq and is a predicted model, not a curated record. The transcript is spliced from 6 exons. Gene Ontology annotation, molecular function: protein-lysine N-methyltransferase activity. Gene Ontology annotation, biological process: peptidyl-lysine methylation. NCBI's taxonomy places the organism in Eukaryota, Metazoa, Chordata, Aves, Passeriformes, Maluridae. The coding region runs from base 16 to 651 and encodes 211 amino acids. Gene Ontology annotation, cellular component: cytosol; cytoplasm.
CUCAGAGCCGCGGCCAUGGCGGGUUUCGUGAGGGAGCUGGAGCGGCGGAACGGGCCGGCGCUGCGGCUGGAGCAGCGGGUGGCCGGCGGCGUGGGCUGCGUGGUGUGGGACGCCGCCCUGGUGCUCGCCAAGUUCCUGGAGACCGGUGCUUGCCCACUCGCCCGCCGCCACGUCCUGGAGCUGGGCGCGGGCACCGGCGCCGUGGGCAUCAUGGCAGCCACGCUGGGGGCGAACGUGACAGUCACAGACCUGGAGGAACUGCAGGAGCUGUUGAUGGCGAAUAUUGAGAAYAACAAGCACCUGUUCACAGGGUCCGUCCGAGCCAAGGUACUGAAAUGGGGUGAAGAUGUAACAGAAUUUCAGCCUCCCCCCGAUUAUAUCCUCAUGGCUGAUUGCAUUUACUAUGAGGAGUCGUUGGAACCAUUGCUGAAGACCUUGAAGGACCUGGCUGGCCCUGACACGUGUCUCCUGUGCUGCUACGAACAGAGGACUAUGGGGAAGAACCCUGAAAUUGAGAGAAAAUACUUUGAACUGCUUCAGAUGGACUUCGAGCUGGAAAAAAUUCCCCUGGAUAGGCACGACGAGGAGUAUCGGAGUGAAGACAUUCACAUCGUGAGCAUCCACAGGAAGCAGACGAACUUUCCAUCGUGAGCUCGUUGACCACUGGAUCUCUCCCCUGGCAGAGCUCUGGAGAAGAGGGAGAGGGGAUGGGAUAACACCACAGAGGGACUGUCUGCAGUGUGGUUGUGACUCGUCUGCACCAAACYGCUUCUCGCUGGCGGCCUUGGCACGGGGCUUGGCAGCCGAGGUCUCCGACUGCGCCUUCCGGCAGGACAGCUGUGGGCCGGCCGUGUCUGCGGGCUGGGGAGGCGGGGAAUGGAGCUGGAGCCUCCUCCGGAGCAGCGCUGGGGCGUGUCCCGGUGCCUUUGCCCGGCAGCUCUUGUGGGAGUGGCGCUGCUGAGCGCUCACCGGGCAGAUCCGAGGGCACCGCGCCGAAAUCUCUGCGAGGGAAAAACUUUGGGAGUGGCUCAACUGUUUGGUCAAUAAAACUUUGGCACUGGAGAUGGGUUUUGGACAGUGGAUUGUUCUUUCAUCCUGUGGUUCCUGUGUCUUUCCCAGAGCUUCUCAGAGUCUCAUUCCAGGAGCUGUGGCUGUUGUCGUGAUCGUUCCUG